This is a messenger RNA of Colletotrichum costaricense, 1368 nucleotides long. RefSeq lists its product as uncharacterized. NCBI's taxonomy places the organism in Eukaryota, Fungi, Ascomycota, Sordariomycetes, Glomerellales, Glomerellaceae. The record is from RefSeq and is a predicted model, not a curated record. The transcript is spliced from 4 exons. Gene Ontology annotation, molecular function: zinc ion binding; RNA polymerase II cis-regulatory region sequence-specific DNA binding; DNA-binding transcription factor activity, RNA polymerase II-specific. Bases 1 to 1368 code for a protein of 455 amino acids. Gene Ontology annotation, biological process: DNA-templated transcription; positive regulation of transcription from RNA polymerase II promoter by galactose. Gene Ontology annotation, cellular component: nucleus.
AUGUCCGCCCGACAAGAUUUGAGUGGCAUCGAGCCUGAAGGCCCACCCACUGCUGACUCUGCCGGCGGUCGGUCAUGCGAGUUUCCUGGAACGAAGGACAAUGCUUCUGCCAGUCGUUACUAUGUGACAUCUUUCGAAGCACGAUGCCAACAGAUGGACGCACUGUGUCAACGGCUGGAAGUGCUCACUGGGCAACUAUCACAGUCUAUCGGCGCCCUCAGCCAACAAUCACCUGCGCCAGCGAACCACAAUCAGCCUUCUGACAGUGUCUCAGCAGCUGAAAUAAUUAAGUCAUUACCAGAACUUGCUGCAUUGUUAUCUCAAGCAACCGCAUAUCCUCGACAGGAAUCCGGAGCGACUGCAAAUCCAAAUUCAUACGCAUGCGUUGCUGAAUUGAAUGUCAACACAGGCGUAAUAGACGAUGAAUCCGAAACGAGUUCAUCCAACAGCGAGGAUGAUAAUGAUGUUUUUACUCCAGGAGUCAGUACCUUCAGUUUGACAAAAUCGGCCGCCGAGAAUCUCGGCCAAGCAGGCGCCUUAGUACGAGAUUCCUACGGCCGCCCACGUUUUGUGGGUGGUGCAGCGAAUAAUCUUAUCGUUGAGGCCGCAAGAAACCUCCUGCCGAAUUUGGCGACAGCCACGCCAUCUUCUACAGGAGCCAGUCACGAAACGCUAAACCUACGAGACCUUGAGAUACCUUCAUUUGUUCGUGGAAAACUCUGGCCUCCUCUUCCGUACAUACCUGCACCGGAAAGCCUGCCUCGCCCGCCGCAAUAUGUCUCUGACCUGCUUGUGAGCCUAUACUUCGACAAGCUCCACUACAUAUUCCCUAUUCUCAUCAAGCCUCACUUUAUGAAUCGUUAUCAGAAGCUUCUGAGAGCCGGGCCAGAUUCUUCUUCACCUAAGAGAGGAAGGUUUCUUAUGGUUUUCUUCGCCGUGUGUGCGUGUGCGUCAGGGCUAUUACCGUCUAACUUGGAGAGCGGGCUACCCGGUAUCGAUUUUUACCAAAAGGCCCUUCUCAUCUUGUCUGCAUCAACGGGAGAGUCCUCCAUUGAGAAAGUUCAGUGUCUUGGACUUUUGUCGAUGUGCUCGGCUGGGUGGAAUACUGUGUCUCAAAGUUGGAAUUUAGCCGGACAAGCCGUGAGGGCGGCAAUCGACAUGGGGCUACACGUUAGUGGUCACUCCGUAAGACUUCCUUUCCGUUUGUUUAUCGAUAGCCUGCUGAUCGAAAAGAACGCUGUCGUAAAUCAGCAGUCACCUCUUCAUAUGAAAUCUAAGGAUUUUUCUCUUCGGGAGCAGUCUCGCAGAGUGUGGUGGUGUGUAUACACGCUGGACAGGUACUGUAACUCCAGUAUCAUUACAUCCUAG